This is a messenger RNA of Racocetra persica, 412 nucleotides long. The record is from the annotation of a GenBank genome assembly. NCBI's taxonomy places the organism in Eukaryota, Fungi, Glomeromycota, Glomeromycetes, Diversisporales, Gigasporaceae.
AUGUACCAAAUGACUUGCUCUGCUAAUUCUUCAGUAAUAACCUCUGCUUCACAAAUGUCUCAUAUGAUUGAUGUAAAGGCGGCAAAAGAUACUGAUGAUCCUGAAAAAAACAUGAAACAAAUCGAAGAUAUGAAAGAAGAUGUUGAAGAUAAUAAGCAAAGUUAUGUCAUCGUGAAGUGUAAAAUGAAUGAAGAAAAGAAUGAAAGUAACGAAACGAAAGAGAUAGUUAGUACAGACAAUAACGAACCACUACAAACAAGCAAUAAAGAAAAUGAAGACUCACCUUUGUCAAGUAAUAAGCUGGCCAAAAGAAUCAAAUGCACAAGUGAAAUAUCCGAUAAUGAGAUUGUUAAAAAAUCUAACAAUGCCAAUGCAAAGAAUCAAUGUAGUCCCAAAUGGUGUUACCAAAAUG